Messenger RNA from Phyllostomus hastatus (greater spear-nosed bat), 609 nucleotides. RefSeq names its product COMM domain-containing protein 9-like. The transcript has a single exon. Bases 13 to 609 code for a protein of 198 amino acids. The record is from RefSeq and is a predicted model, not a curated record. Lineage: Eukaryota; Metazoa; Chordata; Mammalia; Chiroptera; Phyllostomidae.
GACCUGGGGAAAAUGCCUGCAUUGACUGCAGAAAACUUUGCAGCACUCCAGAGUCUGCUGAAGGCCUCCUCCAAAGAUGUUGUCAGACAGCUAUGCCAAGAGAACUUUUCCAGUUCAGUCCUUGGCUCGAAAUAUCUCUUGGAUAUCAUAUGUUCCAGCUUGUCUGUGACGGAGGAGAAGGAAGAACAACUGCUCCAGGCUCUGCAGUGCCUCACCAGGCUGGCAGUGUUUAGUGACCUGCCCUUCGCUGAGGCAAUUCUGGCUCUCAUUUCUGAAAACUUCCACCAGGACCUCAAAAGUCUGCUGACAAAAAUCAUUCUGGAACACAUACCUACUUGGAGACCUGAAGCCCAAGCAAAGCUGAUCUUUCAGCCAUGCCUGGUCAACCUGGACUGGAGAGUGGACAUCAAAAACAGCCUAGACAGCAUCAGCCACAUGACUGUUCCCACCUGCCUAUUCCAGAUGAAGAUCCAAGAAGAUCACAGUCUAUGCAGGGACAAACCUUUCAUCUCAGCUGUCACCAUAGAGCUGAGUAAGGAAAUGCUAGACACUAUGUUGGACAGGCUGGGUCACAUCCUAGACCAGCUUUCUGCCAUGGCCAACAAAUGA